This is a messenger RNA of Anopheles merus, 6344 nucleotides long. RefSeq lists its product as uncharacterized. The coding region runs from base 5017 to 6162 and encodes 381 amino acids. The transcript is spliced from 3 exons. Lineage: Eukaryota; Metazoa; Arthropoda; Insecta; Diptera; Culicidae. The record is from RefSeq and is a predicted model, not a curated record.
AACACGGUCGCGUACCGGAGUUUUUCUGUCAGAAAGAAGCAAACACAUCCCGCAGUGCAAAGCGAUCGAAAAAUUCACUGGAUUUGACAUAUUUCACUCUAUCGUUCUCUUUCCUCCUAUGGCUGAGGCUUCGAGCAGGGUAUCGAGCUUCCCCUUCCACAAGCCUCUUCGUUUCCCUUGGCCCAUGGCUGUGAAAUAUUUCGCUGCGUGGACGUUCGAAACAACCGUCAGCCAUAGCGCUGUCACUUUUCAACGAAGGCUGUCUCUUUCUAACUUUAAAAUGUUUUCAAUGGCAGUUGCGGCUCUUGCAAAAAAACAUAAACAAAUCGUUCUAGAGUGCUCAGCUGUCCAGUUGCAAAUUUCCGCAGAUUUUGGUGUGAAAAUGGCCUCGAAACGGGACUUUGAUAGCGGUAGGGUGCAACACGCCAGUGCCCGCAACCGUAAGCGCCGUUUGCAGCAGUUGGAGUGGGAACGUUGACUAGCAGAACAGCCGGAACCAUCCAAUGCCGGUAUGUGAAAUCUGGGAGCAGUGUGGAAGGUCAGUGUUUAAAAAUGGACUCUGUGCCAUUUUAUUAAAUAUGUUUCAGCUAACCGAGCGAGUGCUUUGCAAGAGAAUGACGCUGGACCGGGCCCUUCACUUUUUUUGUUAUUUUUGUUAUUUAUUAAUUAAAAUUCAACGGACCGCAAGUGGCCCACUUGAAGCGAAUUCAUUUACAUUCAUUCAUUAUAACAUAGUCACAUUUCGGUCAUUCAUUUGUCACGCUUAGUCUUAAGUAACAUAAUUAACAUGUAAAAGGUCGCACGACACGAAUACUAUUUAACAAUGCGGUGCGCGACAUGUCAGGUUGAUGACGAUCACAAAUAACAUUAAACUCACGGCACAUACGAAUAAACGGAUCAGAGGAGCCAAAGCGAGUGCGGCGUUCCUCCACGUCAAGUAGCGAUCUAGCACGGAGCGAUCUCGGCGGGACAUACAUGUUGAGCCUCGAAAGAAGCGCGAGCGAGUCGAUCCGAUUGUCAAGAAGUCCCGCGACAAACAGCCUCUGAGCGUUGCAGUUCCGCUGCUUCAGCGUCUCGAUGCCAAGCAACGCACAGCGUCCCUCAUAGUCAAGUUGGACACUCCAGGAGCGCAAAGCGAACCGCGUGAAUUUGCGCUGGAUCGACUCUAAACGAGCUAGGGGACGAGCAGCUGUAGGCCACCAUACUACUGAAGCGUAUUCUAACACUGGUCGCACCAAAGCACAGUAUAGCGUCUUGAUGCAAAUCGGGUCAGUGAUGUCUCGUGCUAUUUGUUUUAGUAAGCCGAUCAAUUGGUUACCCUUAGUGACAACGUGCUCUAGCUGGUCGUGGAAGCUCAACUUUUCGUCAAGGAGCACUCCUAGAUCCGUGACACAGCUUUUGCGACCAAUGGUAGAUUCAUUUAACGCAUAGUCAUACACUAAGGGGCACCGCUUUCUCGCAAACGUAACGACAACACACUUCUCGACGCACAAUUCAAGACCAUUCAAAGAGCACCAUGACUGGAAGGCACUUAGAGUGGCUUGAAGGCGGAGUUGGUCUGACCGGUCACGGAUAGGCAGGAACAGCUUCGCGUCGUCUGCAUACAGUAGGUGGCCGUCAGGAGGGAGCAACCGUGUUACGUCAUUCAGGAAAAUGACAAACAGCAGCGGUCCAAGGUUACUCCCCUGCGGCACCCCCGAAGAAGCAUCGAUACGGCGCGACGUAUGGGGUCCCAUCUUCACGCAGUAUGUGCGACCAGCAAGAUAGGAGCGCAUCCAGGCCAGCAGCUGCACAUGCAGACCAAGCGUUUCGAGCUUUGCGAGCAGCAAGGCGUGCGGAACGCUAUCGAAGGCAGCCUUGAUGUCCGUGUAGACUGCGUCGAUCUGUGAGCCGACAUCGAUGGUCCUGUGGCAGAGGCUAAAGAACUCAACCAGGUUGGUGGUGGUUGAACGCUGAGGGACAAAUCCAUGUUGAGCUGUGCUAAUGUAGUUGGAGGCAGCUGCGAGGAGAGGUUCGUACACCAGGAGCUCGAAGACCUUAGCGCAGGCACAAAGCGAUGUAAUGCCACGGUAAUUACAUGCAUUUGAUUUGUCCCCCUUUUUGUGCACUGGAACAAGCCACGAAGUUUUCCAGCAGGCAGGAUAGAUGCCCGAACGCAGCGAGUCGCGAAAAAUCGAGGCCAGGAUAGGCGCGAUGGUGGUGCCACAACGCUUAAGCGUGGAAGCCGGGAUCCCGUCAGGCCCUGGAGCAAACGAAGAUUUCAGCCUGUCAAUCGCUUUCGAGACUGAAUACUCAUCGAUGAUCGGCAAGUUUGGGGCCAUAGCAUCCACCGGUACGUUUGAUAAUGCGUCGGCUAUCUGCCUCUCAUCAGUUACAGCUGGAAGGAAGGUGGCGGCAAAGCGCGAGGCAAAAAUAUCACAUACAGCAGACGGAUUGUUGCCGUUGCGCCCGUUGUAACUGACGGAGCAAGGAAAACCAGAGGAUUUCCGACGAUUGUUUGCGAAGUUCCACAGUUCACGUGAAUUGCCGCGGCAGCGCAAAACCGUACGCCGUACGUGCCCCAGGUAGCGGAACCUGUUAUAGCGCCGAUAGAGAGAGUGCGCAGUAUUAUAGUUGCGCAAUGCAGCGGGACACCUACGCAACAAAUAAUCACGAUACGCGGCAGCUUUAGCCGUUUUGAGCCUGCGCAGCGUUCUGUCACCCCAAGGGGGGCCUCGUUUAGGUCGUUUCACCGGCGUGCAUUCAUUCAGGGCUUGCAACAUGAACCGCUCAAAAUCUUUCACAGCGAGGUCAAGAGUGGCGUAACGGGAACAAUCGAAGACAUUCGCGAACGAGGCGAUCAUCAGCAGGAGCCUGUUAAAGUUCGUCCGCUCGUAAUCAAGGCGUGAUGUUAGCGCAGGAACGGCUGAUUCCUCUCGUGGUAGCGGGAUGGCCAACUCAAGCGCAGGGUGAUAGGUGUCAAUUGCUAGCAGCGGGGUGAGGCAAAGUUCAAGCGGAAGGCAAACAGAAGCAACAGCAUUAUUUGCAAACACCAGGUCUAACACGCGUCCGCUGGUGUUAAGAUGACCAUUGAUCUGGAAAAGUCCGCUAUGAUGCAUCUCGUCCAUAAACAGAGCGGAGAGAGUCGAUCGCGUACGUCGCUCAUAAUGCAGAAAUGGCAAAUCCGGAUCAUGCUGAGCGUUUGACCAGCAGACGAGAGGUUGGUUGAAGUCUCCUAACAGGAGUAAACCGUCUCCGGGAUGCAUAGUUGAGCAUAAUGAGCGAAUGCAGUUUUCGAUUUCACGGAGCGUGGCAGCAUUUGCGGCAAGUCUAGGCGGGAGGUAUGCAGCAAUGAUGAAUAGUCGGGAAUUGCCUAUUUGUAUUACAACGCACACUAGCUCAAGCGAUGGAUGCACCGUUGUGUGUUCCCGUGACGUCAGAGACUGAGAGCACGCAAUCAACACACCUCCACCGCGGGAACAUGUACUGUUGUCAACACUACGAUCGCAUCGGUAGACUCGGAAGCUAUCGUCAAACAGCAAAGCCAAAGGUAGACUAGGAUCGAGCCAGGUUUCCGUAAGCACUAUUACAUCGAAAUUGGAUUCCAACACCGACAGGCGAAACUCAUCGACCUUCGUGCGCAGUCCCCGCACGUUUUGAUAGUAAACAGAGGCAGUGGAACGGGCAGUGCGAAGCGCAUUAGCAGCAGGAACAUAACAGGUAGGUGUUUGUGCAGACUUAACAGAGGUACGUCUAUUCGUGAAAGAAACGGUCAAGUGUGGUCUGUUGUAAGUUGGUGUUGGAAGUGCGGCGAAUUAAAAGCGGGCCGUCAAUGAGUGUUGAAUUAGGACCAUGAGUGGUGUCAUUCAGCGUGUGUUCUCCCAAUUGUGGUGAUGUUAGUGUUUGAGCCUGUGAAGUUGAUGCGUGUGCCGGUGAGUGAUAGACAGUGGAUGUUGGUGUGCGAGGCAUCGAACGGCGAUCGAUGACAACAGGUGUGCGUGUGAGAGAACGGUGUUUGAUGGUGAUUGGUGACGAUGAGUGUCCAUGCUCUCGUUGACGGGAUUGUACAAAUUCACGUACACCAAUACCGACAGGCCAGGACGAUGGGGCGAGUGCUGCGUCACGAAGGGCGGCCGGUACUCUCACUUUGAAAGAAAGCCAGUUUACGCUGUCAACACUGACUCCCUUCCUCAGCAAGCAGUAUGCUAGGACGUCAUCGGUGGCUAAACGGCGUUUCACAGAAGCGACCACUUGCUCCACGGUGACGGCAGUGGACAAGCGAGAUAGUCGGAUCCAUAUUCUGCCUGUGGCCGGCUGGGGAAACGCUGCUCGAAGCGGUGACGAUAGCGAAUCGGUUCCCAUGAGUUCUUCCGGUAGCGUAGACGGGGGUGGGAUGCCGACUGUAGUGUUAGUGUACGCGCUUGGCGAUGACGCUGCAUACAUGUUAUUUUGAUGAACGUUUACGUUUUUGUUGACAUCAGGGGACAUAUAAUCCUCGAUGAUACGCCGCCGCUUUCUACCCGCAACGGGCCGAGGAUCGGUAUUGCAAAGCUGAGGUAUGGGUGCAUUUUGCAGUAGAGUAAAUCCACUGCGCACCUCGGCGAUAAUCGGUUCAAUAAGCUUGCCCACAGCCGCAACAGUUGAGGUGAGAGCAGCUUGAAAACCGACCUGAGCCCCGAUCUCUUUGACUGAUCGGCAGCGCGGAUUUUUCAGGAUAUUGGUGCACCCAGUGCAGCUCCAGUGCAGAUCGAUGUGAGUCAGGACCGCAUCAAUCAGCUCGGAAGGCAGCCUGCAACAACCGCGGUGAAAAGUAGCCUCACAGUACGCACAGCCGACGAUACAGUCGGCAGCAUCCAGUGGCACAGCACACGCGAAACAGAUAGCCGCCAUCGCGAAAUUAUGCGCGGUUUUGAUCACACCACCGUUUACCCGGAUUAAAAACGUUAAUACACAGUCGUGGGUCAAUGAAAUAACACAUUAACGCGCAACAGUAACAGGAAGCAACAGUAACAAGGAUAUGAAGCCGGAACGGAACCGAUGGAAGUGGUCGGUAAGUCAAGACCGUUAUAUUUUGACCGUUACGCGUUUCGCUCAUUAGUUUGGUGUUCAAUUUUUUUGGCAGACAAUCCCCAACCGCAGAGUGACAGCGAUGACGACAGUGUGGUUGCUGAAAGCAUCGGAGGGGACAGUGUUCCCGACGACAGCGAUCCCGGCAUCGAGACAUCGGCGCCAGAUAGUCCGUUCGGAUCAUUGUCCUAUGAGGACGGGUUGAGGCUGUGGGCACUGAAAACCGGCCAUACACACAGUGCCUUAAACCUCUUGCUGGGGCAUUUGAGGCAGCACGAUCCGGGCAGGAAAUUGCCACGGGAUGCACGGACGUUCUUGAACACGCCCGUGGCAAGAUCCACACAGUCCGCGAUUACCCCUAUCUCUGGUGGAGAGAUAUGGUACCAGGGCAUAGAAACAUGCCUUCGGUCCUAUUUUCGAUACACGCAGCCUGCCGUAGAUCGCUUUGAGGUCGACUUUUUUGUGGACGGUCUUCCGCUUUACAAAAGCAGUCGGACACAAUUCUGGCCCAUCCUCAUGGGCAUCCACAACCUGCCUAAUGCCCCGGUGAUGACGGUUGCGAUCUUUUGCGGCGUGUCAAAACCGUUAUACGCCGAGGAAUAUUUAGGACAGUUUGUGGAUGAAAUGAACGAGCUGCAGCGUGUUGGGAUAUGGAUCGGCAAACGGCAUUACACUGUGCACCUGCGAAGUAUCAUAGCAGAUUCUCCGGCGCGUGCAUUCAUCAAAUGUGCUAAAUCGCACAACGCAUACAGCGCCUGUAUGAAAUGCACCAUCAUUACGGAAAGGGACGGCAAUCGCGUAUACUUUCCGUAUGGGGCGCCUUGCGAAUCGCGCUUACAUGGUCUGUUUUGUGCAGACAAAUAUCCGGACCAUAAGAUUCACAUGACACCCCUUGUAAGGAUCCACAAAUGUGACAUCAUAUGUGAUAUUGUGGUUGCCGAGGCCAUGCACCUUUUUUACAAGGGUGUCAUGUGCAAAUUGUUGAUAUCGUGGACGGAAGGGAUCCGUGACCUGGGCUGUAAGAUGACACCUGCGUUCAUUGAAACUGCCCUCAGAUUUCCAACGGAAACUGAGCGACCUGCAAUACGUCAAACUUUGGAAAGCUUCCGAGUUUAAGAUGUUAAGGCCGGGCUACAUUGAUCGUACUCCGUAGUGUAAUUUUAAUUUUCACUAGCGCAUCUGGCGGCGGCUGGUGGAAGCUGAUUUUAGUCAUCAAGGGAACGGUCGCACCGGAUCUCAAAAUUAAGUAGUUUUUUCAUCGUUUUUUUAUGCGAAAAUGGCUGAAAUACUUGCACAAU